UCACUCAACUACGUGUCCUUGUUAACAUUUUUCAUCGUUAAAAGUCCAAACACGCGCCUCCACCAACGAACGUCUCUGCUGUUUCUUUCUAUCCAAUUCACUUCAAUUCUGCAUUUAAGAUCCGAUAACAACUUCAUCCACCAGUUUUAUUCACACCUUUCACACACACGUUCACAUUUUCUCUCUCUCUGUGUGUUUCAAUGGUGGUGUACAUAUAACAACAUACUCACUGUUAGUUACAUAUUGAUCUCUGAAUUCUAGUGAAAUUACAUUUUUAGUGUCGGUGAAUUGAGAUUUUUUGUUGCUAAAUCUUAUCUUCAACGUGUUACAGGUUGGUGGAGAUGGAGAUGGAGGGAGGGAUUAUUAAUCCUGAUGCAACACUUGAUUAUGUUGAAUUUCACAUGUUUCCUAGCCAGAACAGAUUUGAGGCAAUUGCAUGGAGUAGCAACCGAGAAGAGAAUGUAGCAUCCGGACCAUUGGAACAACUGUUGUUGUUGGAUUCACCUGAAAUCAAAACUUUGUCCAACAAAGGCUCCGACACAACGUUCAAGAUUUUACCGCCUGAGAAUGUUAGCGAUGCCAGCUGGUUCACAGCGGCCACACUGACAAGAUUUCUACACUUUAUCGGUUUGCCAGACGUUCUUAACAUUGGAAAGGAAAUUUCACAGUUAGAGGAAACCAGAAAUUUUCAACUCUCGUUAUUCGAUAAGGCUGAAGCUGAUAUAACCACAUCGGUUGAGUCGAAGAAUGAACUACUGCUAGCAGUUGAUUUGAGAUUAACGGUGUUAAAAAAAGAAGUCGCUUCUACGUUUAACCAGGUUAUCGGUUCCAAAUCCUCACCUAAGGAUAUUUCCGAUACGAAAAACUUCGGCUUUCAUUUUGGAACCAAGAAUCUAAGGGAUUCAUUACAGAAUUUUGUUGAAUCAAUCACAAUAUCAACCGAAGAUGAAGAAGAUUCAACCGUUUCAAGCGAGAACGAUGAACCGUCUGUUGAACGAAGUCGGGGUCUUACAAGAUCUGCAACGCCUAGAAGAUCAGCAUCUCCUAUGAGAAGAAUCCAGAUCGGCCGAUCCGGUUCUAGAAGAGCAGCUUCACUAAGUAUUAAAAGUCUCAACUAUUUUCCGGUCAAGGAAAAGUCAACAUCCCAUGGAGAGGCAGAUGUUGACAGUAGUGAAGAAGAUUCACAGAGACCCGUUAAGAACAAUGCGUUAAGAAUGAGCGUGCAAGAUAAAAUCAGUCUUUUUGAAAGCAAACAGAGAGAACAAGGUGUAGCAGAUGUUCAUAAGACGAAAACGAGUGUCGGUGCGAACAAAGCCGUACUUAGAAGAUGGAGUUCAGCGAUUGGUGAAAAAGCCGAGACGCAUGAAAACAGUCCUAAAAGUGUAGAACCGGAUAGUAUUAUUAAUAAAACCGAAACUUGUGUUGGGACGUCAGAAAACGUGUUAUUAGCGUCUGAAACGGGAGCGUCUGAGCAAUGCAGGGUGGAAGUUGACACACCUGAACCUGAAAGAGAUGAAAGUCGUGAAAAGAAUGAGUUGUUCAACGAACUGAUGGAAAGCAAGCCGCAAAAAGUGACUAGUGAUAAUAACAGAAAUAAGAGUCCGAAAGAGCAGAGAGGAGGAUUAUACGAUCUUUAUAAGAAAAAGAGAGAAGAAAAGCUCCAAACGGAAGCUUCUAGAAAGAUAGUUGAGAAAGAAGCGAAGACGACUUCCGGUUCCACUAAAGUGAUUGGAGCUAACAGAAGACUUUACGCUGCAAACGAGCUACAAAAAACUCAAAAGAACUCGAGUCCGUUGACCAGUUCCAGAACAAAAUCUUCUUCUGUGAAGAAAUCGACAUCAAAAGAUUCAAAACCGUCACCUUUGCCUGCUACACGUAAGUCAUGGCCUUCAACACCAUCACCCGCUAGAACACAAAUGGCCCCCACUUCGACUACUUCCACACCAACAAAUCGAAAACCUCAAUCUGCUUCAAGUGCUUCAUCAAUUGUUCGUUCAGGUACAAAAGUCGAAAAUGUACAACCCAAGUUGAAGACUCCGAAGGCAGUGCAGAAAGACGCUAACAUGACAGUUAAAGCUAUGAACGAGAAGAAGCAGGCUAAAGUAACUGAAAACAAAAGGAUGACAAAAACCGCUGACACUACUGCUACUGCUAAACCCAGUAUUUAUAACAAAGUUACUAAGAAAAGCAGUGUGGUUCCUCUGGAAACUAAACCGUUUCUUCGUAAGGGAUCUGGGACCGGCCCGAGUGUUGGUCCGGUUAUCAAGACUAAAAUGAAUAAGGUGGCCACAAGGAUUAAUAUAACCAGUCAAAAUCAGGAGAUCGAGUAUGAACCAUCAGAAACACGUGCGAGCGUAGAUUUGGAACCGCAAGUGGUUAGCCUUAGCCCCACCAAACGUGAGGAACCGGAGAGUAGUGGUGACGGUGGUGGUGGUGGUGGCGGUUCAAGGGCGGAAGUGUCGGAAAUCAAUACUCUAAUAACGGAAGAAUUAGAAAUUCCACCGACUGCAUGGGUGGUAGGUGAAGAGCAUCAACAGGAUGAGAUAGUUUCAUGCAAGGAAAGCCCUGUUCAGACUUCAUCUCCACCCAAUGUCGAAACGCCAGCUGGAUUUGUGCGUCCACGUAUUCGUCACUCUUUAUCUCAAAUGCUUCUUGAGGACAGCAAUGAAGUUGAAAUUGAUGAAUGGGGAAAUGCUGAACAUCCUCCUACCAUGGUCUACCAAAAAGAUGCACCGAGGGGAUUAAAACGACUCUUGAAGUUUGCACGAAAAGCUAAAGCUGAUUCACAUCUAACAGCUGGUGGUUGGUCCAGCCCGUCGGCAUUUUCUGAAGGAGAGGAUGAUAUUGAGGAAUCUAAAGGUCAAUCAAGUUUGAGUAGAUAUAGUGUGCAGAAUCAUCAUAGGGUACCAGAAGGUCAUGUCUCAGCUUCCAUGAACACAACAAAAGCAACAAGGUCAUUCUUCUCUCUUUCAGCAUUUAGGGGCAACAAGACGAACGAAACCAAGCUUCUUCAGCAUUAAAGGUGAAGUUUGGUUUUGAUCUUUUUUACUAGAGGUGGCAAUUUUGACCCAUCUACUUAUCAGUGAGGGUUGUGUUUUAUCUCUAGGACGGGUCAAAUUUAAAAAAAAAAAGGUUACCUAAAAGGUGAACGAGUCAAACUUGCUAAAAUCCGCACACAAUCAUAUAUAAAAAAUACUACCUCUUAAAUCAUAUCAAUCAAAAAAAAUGGACAAAAGGUGUUUUGAGGGUCAUACAACAUGCUUCAACCGGCUUGGCCCGUAGAAAUAAUGGUAUGUUGAUUCCUUAAAAAUAAAUUCUUUUACUAAGACCAAGGAAUGAUUGUUC
Messenger RNA from Helianthus annuus (common sunflower), 3345 nucleotides. RefSeq lists its product as uncharacterized. NCBI's taxonomy places the organism in Eukaryota, Viridiplantae, Streptophyta, Magnoliopsida, Asterales, Asteraceae. The transcript has 10 exons. The record is from RefSeq and is a predicted model, not a curated record. Bases 342 to 3020 code for a protein of 892 amino acids.